This is a messenger RNA of Diprion similis, 2253 nucleotides long. Its product is annotated as monocarboxylate transporter 12-like. Gene Ontology annotation, molecular function: monocarboxylic acid transmembrane transporter activity. The transcript has 11 exons. Lineage: Eukaryota; Metazoa; Arthropoda; Insecta; Hymenoptera; Diprionidae. The record is from RefSeq and is a predicted model, not a curated record. Gene Ontology annotation, biological process: transmembrane transport; monocarboxylic acid transport. Bases 11 to 2059 code for a protein of 682 amino acids.
AUCUAAUACGAUGACGAAAACUUCCUGCGAGGAUCACUCCAGAAAUGAGUGCAUGGAGGUGGAGGACAAGUCUGAAAGUCGGAGUUACGGGCGUCGUCACAGCAAAGGGGGUUGUUCGGAAAGGGAAAUUGAUGACGAUCAAGAGAUUUUUCAGGAAGUCGAGGUGCAGAUGGUCGUUCCGCCGGACGGUGGCUGGGGUUGGGUCAUAGUUGCAGCUUCUUUCAUGUGUAACUUGAUUGUGGAUGGCAUCAUCUUCAGCUUCGGUGUAUUCCUAGUUCACAUUUGUGAAGAUUUAUCCGUUUCAACGGCACAAGUCGCCCUUGUAGGCUCUCUGCAGAGUGGAUUCUACCUAAUCACUGGCCCGUUCGUGUCGGCGCUAGCUAACAAGUACGGAUUUAGGCUGGUAGCGAUGCUUGGCAGUGUCAUAAGUUGUUCAGCUUUAAUUCUGGCAUUCUUCGGCCGGUCGAUUGAACUUUUGUGCAUCUCAUACGGUAUUUUGGGUGGGAUUGGAGCUGGUCUCAUUUACGUCCCUGCCGUGAUAUCAGCUGGAUUUUAUUUCGAACGUUGGCGUGCUUUAGCAACAGGCAUCGCAGUUUGCGGAUCAGGAAUCGGUGCAUUUAUAUUAGCGCCAAUCACUAAAAUCUUAAUUAACCACUACGGCUGGAGAGGAGCACUUCUCAUUCAAGCGGGAAUGCUGCUGAAUUGUGCGGUUUUCGGAGCGUUGCUUCGACCAUUGGCACCAUCCCUCGUGAAAGUUAAAGCUACUGAGGAGAACACCGAGAUUGAGAUGGUACCAUUGUCCAGAAAAUCUGGUUCUGCGGGUUGCCUCUACACGACACAGCCAUCCGGGCGCCGGCUCCUUGGUACAAACAACAAUACUGAAUUUGCAACCGCCGCACAGUUCCUUGGUAGCAGCCCUAAUAUCGUAAACUGCAGAUCAUUGCAUUCGCUUCUCAAAGAGAGCCAUGGGAUGGGAAAGCAUGCAAAAUCCAACCACAGUAGUGACGACAGAUUGUCGGAACCUACACUAUAUCCAGAUGUGAAAAUUCUCGAUGAUCAAGAAUUGAAAACGGUGGAAGAGGAAAAUAAUUUGCUGAGCGGUGACUUGGAGCGUCUCAACGGGCAUGUACCGACAAAUGCACGAAGACAUACGGUGUGCGUGCGCCGAGACAGAUCUAAUUCCGACAUAAGUCAAAAGUUUUUCAAAGCAAGACCAGCCACUGCUAGCAAGGACAACAUUCAGAGGCCAUUUUACAGAGAUGAUAUAUUCUACAGUGGUUCAUUAAGCAGGUUGUCUCACUACAAGUCGGAGAAUCAGAUGCCUUCGGUUAGAUAUCACCUGUCGGUGACGCGACUCCCAACACAGGCAGACGUGGCCGAGGAGAAGAGUGGAGCCUGCUACUUGUGCCCUGAAGGAGUGCGACGUAUAUUGGUGACAAUGCUGGACUUCAGCCUUCUGAAAAGUCCCUCAUUCUUAACUCUGGCCUUCAGUGGUUCUUUAACCAUGAUGGGAUUCUAUACGCCUUUCACGUAUCUCCCAGAUAGAGCUAUAACAUCCGGCAUCGACGAGGGAACAGCUACGUUCCUAUUGUCCGUUAUUGGCAUAACCAAUACUAUUGGGCGUGUUUCCUGCGGUAUUGUCACAAGCUUACCAGGUGUCAACGCUCUACUCGUAAACAACGUGUUCAUCAGUAUUGCUGGUAUCGCUACAAUCGGGUCCGGAUUGUCUUUUAGCGAGGAGUAUCAGUUCCUUUAUGCAGCCGUCUUCGGCUUUAGUAUUUCUGUAUUUGCCGCACUCAGGACUAUCUUGAUUGUCGAUUUGAUAGGGUUGGAAAAAUUAACGAAUGGCUUCGGAUUGGCGUUAUUAUUUCAAGGUGUCGCUGCGGCUAUUGGUACGCCUCUUUCUGGUGUCUUCAUGAAUAUUACUGGAAAUUACAACGUUUCGUUUUACCUUUCUGGCUCGCUGAUGCUUAUGUCAGCAGUGAUCUGCUACCCUUUGGGAAAAAUUAAUCGCUGGGAGAAACUUAGAGCUAAGGAGGGGAGUCUGGAAUCACAAUAAUGGCUGAAUUUAAUGGAAAUAUCGGCCUGCGCGUGACCGCUCAAUAUGCGCUCCCAGCCGAAAAAUGUUAGUGAGUGAUAAUUUUUACAAAGUAUAAAUAAGUAAGUUGAAUAUAUUGUUAUACAUUACUUGUACAGUUUAUACCUAGUAUUUUAUAUUAUUGUCCAUAAAAAAGAUAUAAUGAGAUAAUGUAA